This is a messenger RNA of Manihot esculenta (cassava), 1298 nucleotides long. Its product is annotated as protein C2-DOMAIN ABA-RELATED 11. Lineage: Eukaryota; Viridiplantae; Streptophyta; Magnoliopsida; Malpighiales; Euphorbiaceae. Bases 353 to 856 code for a protein of 167 amino acids. The transcript is spliced from 4 exons. The record is from RefSeq and is a predicted model, not a curated record.
UUUACUGUCAAAGGAAUCUAUCUUCUUUAGCUUUCUGUUUUUUUUUUCAGCAGAAUUUUUUUUAUAGAAAACCCAUUUAGGUUCUGUAUUUUGUCUAUUUAUUGCUUCCAAAUAUAGAACAUACAUGCUUCAGUUUCAGUUUCUGAUUUAGGGUUUUGCUUUUUGGUGGUGUUAUACUUCUUUGGUUGAGGAAAAAAGGCAGCAUAUACACUAUGCUAUUUGCUUUCAUUUUCAGCUUCUUCUGAGUCUUGCCUUUUUCUCUUUGAUCUGAGCUACCUCUCCAUCUCUUGCUGUUCUCAACAAGUGUUUUUCUUCUCUCUUGAAAUUGCUGCAUCUGUUUUACUAGUGAACUAUGGGAGAGCAGUUGGGAUUGCUAAAGGUGACUGUUGUACAAGGGAAGAAAUUGGUUAUCCGGGAUUUCAAGAGCAGUGAUCCUUAUGUGGUGGUCAAGCUUGGGAAUCAGACAUCAAAGACCAGAGUUAUUAAUAGUUGCCUUAAUCCAGUCUGGAAUGAAGAGCUAAGCUUCACCCUCACUGAACCUUUUGGAGCUCUAAGUUUGGAAGUAUUUGAUAAAGAUCGUUUCAAGGCAGAUGACAAGAUGGGUCAUGCUCAACUCAGCCUUCAACCGAUUGCCUCUGCUGCUAGAUUGAAGCAGAUUCUGCAUGUUUGUUCUGGUGAGACUGUUUUAAGAAAGGUUGUUCCUGACACGGACAACUGUCUUGCCAGGGAAAGCUCGAUUAGUUGCAUUGAUGGUGAGGUGGUGCAGAGUGUUUGGUUAAGGCUCUGCGAGGUCGAGUCUGGGGAGAUAGAACUAAAGAUCAAGUUGAUCGAUCCACCUGUCGCCUCUUCAAGGUAGUUAAGAGCUUAGAAUUGUCAGUUGAGUAGAAUUUCGAUAUGGGUACCUCGUACCCGUUUAGAUGUAUCGAAUUCAAGUAGAUUUUCAAAAGAAGGGUGUCAAAAUUAGUGCAGAUUCAGCUGGGUCGUCCAAGACCAAGCUCCUCUUCUCUGUGUGUGCUCAAGCGCAAUUGUGUAUGCUUUUGAAGAUGUUAUCAAGUUUGAUGAUGUGAUUCUAGUUUAAAGAUUGCAGGUGAUUUUGCAGAAAUCAGUUUGCUUUACAUGGGGCAAAAAAAAAAUCUUUUCAAGACAUCAAAUGUUGUAGGAAUGUGAGUGUUUGCUUUAUAUGCUUAUGCAUACUGUUCAUGUUUAUGUCAUCCAGUGAGAAUAUUGUUUAUAUUGUUUAUUAUUAUUACUAUUAGAUGUCAUAUAUUUUGAAUAAAAUUUUAAUUUUAUUUCUUAAA